Molecule: messenger RNA, 6018 nt
Organism: Psylliodes chrysocephalus
Lineage: Eukaryota; Metazoa; Arthropoda; Insecta; Coleoptera; Chrysomelidae
Source: the annotation of a GenBank genome assembly
UUUGUUUUAUAAAUGUUACUAACCUGUUUCAAAUGCCAUUUUUGACAAAAAACUGCCAUGGUCAUGUCAAAUUUGUCAAAAUUGCCAAAUUGGUUUCAACUUCCAACAAGGGGUCAAUCGUAAAUCGUAAUACAGAAUAAUAAUUUACUUACAUCAUGCCUGAAUUAAAAAAUCGUAAUAGAUUGGAGAAAAAACAGUAUUCUACAGAAGAUGAGUAUGAAGAUACAAUGACAAAACCUCAUGCUGUCCCUAUAGUAGUUGCUGAUGAUGGUCAUGCAUUCAAAUUAGAUGAAGAAGCACUAAAAAAGGUUUUAAUGAAAGACGAACUAAAGGACAGAUUUGUUGUAGUUGUGUCAGUGGCUGGUGCUUUUCGUCACGGAAAGUCUUUUUUGCUCGACUUCUUUCUUAGAUAUAUGAAUGCUAAGUAUGUUUUAAAACAAAAUACAUCAGAAUGGGUUGGUUCAGAAGAUGCUCCUCUUGAAGGUUUCUCUUGGAAAGGUGGCUCAGAAAGAGAUACUACUGGUAUCCUUAUGUGGUCUGAAGUUUAUACAACAGAAUUAAGUACUGGGGAAAAGGUUGCAGUAUUGUUAAUAGACACACAAGGUACAUGGGACAGCAAAAGUACAGUUAAGGAAUGUGCUACCAUAUUUGCUCUUAGUACAAUGCUCAGUUCAGUACAAAUAUAUAAUUUGUCUAGUAAUAUACAGGAGGAUGAUCUUCAACACCUACAGCUUUUUACAGAGUACGGCCGUUUGGCAUUAGCUGAUUCUGGUACAACCCCCUUCCAAAGACUACAGUUCUUGGUUAGGGACUGGCGCUUUCCCUAUGAGGCUCCAUAUGGUGCUGUGGGUGGACAACAGAUACUUCAGAAACGUUUGGAAGUCAAUGAACACCAACACAAUGAAUUACAGUCUUUAAGGAGACACAUCAGUUCUUGUUUCACAGAGAUUGCGUGUUUCCUGAUGCCGCAUCCAGGUAUAAAGGUAGCUACAAGUCCUACUUUUGAUGGACGCCUUGCUGAAAUCGACUCGGAGUUUAAAGAUAAUCUGAGAAUUCUAGUGCCAAUGUUACUAGCACCCGAAAAUCUAGUUCUUAAAAAAAUUAAUGGCGAUAAGGUUAAAGUCAGAGAUUUUGUCCAGUACUGUAAAUCUUACAUGCAAAUCUAUGAAGGAAACGAGUUGCCCGAACCAAAGUCAAUGCUUGUGGCAACUGCUGAAGCAAACAACUUGGCGGCUGUAGCUGAUGCUAAAGAAGUAUAUAUAAGUAUGAUGGAGGAAGUUUGUGGAGGUGCUAAGCCCUAUCUCAAGACUGAAGCUAUUGAAACUGAACAUCGUAGAGUUAAGGACAAAGCAAUUCAUCAAUUUAAUAGCAAAAAGAAAAUGGGUGGUGAUGAAUUCAGUUUAAUAUAUAAGGAGCAAUUAGAAAAGGAUAUUGAAGAUACGUUUAAUCAGUUCAAAGCGCACAACGAAAGCAAAAACAUUUUCAAGUCUGCCAGAACUCCAGCCGUAUUUUUCGCCCUUGCCGUCAUGUUUUACAUUAUGUCUGGUUUAUUAGGUUUCAUAGGUAUAUAUUCGCUAGCGAACCUCUGCAAUAUGGGAAUGGCAGUUGCCUUUUUAACGUUGGGUACAUGGGCAUAUGUAAGGUACAGUGGCGAAAUGAGAGACGUUGGAUCAUAUAUUGAUGAAACUGCAAACUUUAUUUGGGAAAAUUUCCUGAAGACGUUAAUACAAGGCUACGUCGAAAACGGUAUGCAACAGGUGGCUGCAGAAGUAGCUGAGAGAACAUUAAAGAACGCCACACAAACGGCGCUAAAUGGUGGUAAAAAGAAUGCAUGAUUAGUACGUUUUAAGAAUACGCGUAAAUUAUUGAAAAUUCCCAACGCUAUCGCUUUGUUACAUAUAUCGUUAAAUUUAGAGGUGUCCUGUACCUAAAUAAAAAUCCUUAAUAUUUUAAUUGGAUUGUUGAGUCUUGCCAUCGUCUUAAAAUAUUUUACUUGUACAGAUUGUAGCCUUGUGUGUAUGUAUAUAUGUAACAUUUAUUUUAUUAUAUUGUGAUAUCUUGGCAAUGUUGGUAUUAGAGUAAAUCUUUUUAUUUAUUAUUUUAUAUUAAUAUAUGUUUUAUUUAAAACGAACUUUCGUUUUCACAUGACAAAAAAGACACAAAAUAUAUGCAUUUACAUAUCAAUUUGUAGGCAUGAAAAAGUUUUUAAUAAUUAUUCUUAAAUAUUUCUAUCUAAUUUUUUUUUUAUUUAUACUAAUCCAACAUAAUAUGAAAUAGUAAAUUCAAAUGCUGUACAGUAAUGAUUUCUCAGAUUAUCAACAAAUAUACAAGAUGUUUCAAAGUUAAAAGCACAAAAAGUAGCGGCAGACAAAUACCGAACUGAUAUGUUCCUAUUUUCUCAAUCGAGGCUUAUUAUAAACAUGUCAAAUUUUUUUUAUUACUCGAUUAUGAAUUAACCCGUUAUAUACUUAUAUAGGUACAUAAUUAUCUUAGGAAUAAAUUUGAAAAGCCUUUAAUGGGAUAUAAAAAGCAAAGCUAAUAAAAACGAAAUUUGUAACAUGUACGUUCGAGGCAGGGUCAAAUAAAAACUUUAAAAAUGUGGGCUACCGUUAAAUAGCGCACAUCAUAUUUACAUUUGCCGCUAUUACAAGCGACUUUUAUGUUUACCCGUAGUCUUUUGUUAAUUUUUAAAGUUUGUCCGUGUAUUUUGGAGUCACAAAUUGAUUUUAGAAUUGGCAAAUAUUUUUUGAAACAUAUAUCAAAUGUAUUUUAAAUCAUGAAAAAUUGUAUACUUAACAUUGUGAAUGAUAAAAAAAUUCUCAAUUGUGGUAUAUACUGGCCGGUAAUGACAGAUUUUUUACAACGUUAUUUUUGUUGUUAAAUGCACAAGCGUUACGAUAUUUUUUUAAACAUGCCCUUUUUUGUAAUUACUUGAAACAAUGAUUUAACAUUUAAAAAAGGAUUUAAUAUGAAGUUUAUAUAGUUAAUAUUGUCAAUAUAAAGAUUUUCAUACAGUUCUGUCAUGUAGCUUCAUUUCGAAAACAAUUUAAAUUUUGCAAAAAUUGCAGCCAUUUUUGAACAAUUAUUUAAAGUAUGCUACUUUGUCUUUCGUGAAAUUAAUAAUAAAAUGGCACGAUUUAGCAAUUUGCAUACAAUUUUGGUGUGUAUAGAUAUGUGAAUUUUUCAAAAGUUAUAUACAGAACAUGAACUCUUAACAAGCUUGUUGGAAAAUAAUUCGUUUUGGUCAUAAUUCUUAUUGAAUUAAUCUAUUCAAUCACAAAUUUUGAAAUUGAGAUUGAAUAAAAAUGAAAAAACAAUUAAAUAAAUUUUAUCAUUUAUAAAAGUUAGACAGUGUAUUUUUCAAAUAAUUAAAUUUCUAAUUAUAUAAAGGGAUCUAUCUACAUUUUGUAUUAUUUGUUAGCUAAAUGAAAAAGUCAGUAAUAUUAAAGGGAGAAGUAAGCUGUGUAUUCGACAGAAAGAUUUUCACUUAUAAUACCACUAGUGCCUAAAUUAUUUCCGGAAAUUUUUUCGAACUCACGAUAAUUUUCUUAAAAUAUUCGGGCGUGAGCAAAAAUAUUCAGACAAUUAAAAUAUAAGGUCAAUGAAAGUGUCUUUUACAUGAUUUUAAAAAAAUCAAAUUUUUUACCGUCUGUGAAACGAGAUAUAUCAAAAUGUGCAUAAUUAACACUCUUGAAGCCUGUCAUAUACACAAGCAAUGAUAUCUCGAAAACGGUUCUUACUAUAUUUUUUAAAAAGAUAUAGAUUUUUAAAAUAAAAAUAUUUUUAAAGAAGUCGACGCAUAGUGGGAUACAAUGAUUACAACUUGGCAACAUUGUAAUCGCUACACUUAACGCGCGGUAACUCAAAUGUCUAUUAGAUUACUGUAGGCUUGUUUUGGUUCUUCGAAAACUAGUUCAGAAUCACUGAAUUACAAUCGAUCAGCUAAGAGAUUAUUAUAACCUCGCGACGUGUUCUUGAAAAAUUAAUUCGUCCACUGUAUUUGAGAGCUGGAAUCGACGGUUCUGUUUGAACCAAAACAAACCCUUAAAAUUAGUAUGAGGAAGUCACAAAUAUUUAUAGGCAUACACACUCACUUGAUAACCCACCAUUCAUAUGUUUGCGACGUUGCCGGAUGGAUUUUACUUGAAAUAAUAACUGUAUCCGAAUAUAUAAACGUACGUGUUGUGUACAGUCUCUUACAAAAAUAAAAUUUUUUAGCAUUGAGAUUCUCGAACUUUUGGUAUUCACCAUUAGGUGAUAUUUUUGUGUAUGACUGUCGCGAGUGAACUCUACCUUAAUAAAUAUUUAGAGUUUUUAAAUGGGAGGAUAUCCCAGGUUUUUCUCUUAAACGUCUCUGUAGAGUGCUGCCUUAUCGUUGCACAAAUUUAAAACUCUCCAUAUUCUAAAGAUUAAGUAUAAUAGUAGGGUCUGUGAGAUUCUAUAUAUACUCUUGAAGCACUUAAAAAGAAUAACACUCAUUUUAAAACAUACAAAUUAAUGAUUUGUGUUUACUUUAUUUUCUCAAUUAGAAAUAUUCACAUUCAUAUUUGCCACCUUGUUACGUAUUGAAAAAUAAUAACGAAGCCACAGCUGAUAUAAUUUAAAAACAAUACAAACAAUAACACUGGCAACACUAACAUCAAAUCUGCUUUACUAGUUGCCUACGUGCAACUGUGUAUUUUAAUGGCGCAUGGAUCAUAUAUAAUGAAACGAAACACAUCAUUGACGUGGAAAGAGAACUGGAAGUUUGAAGUUUAUCUGUCAUGUAUCAUAUUGACGAGUAUAUCGGAAUUGUAUGCAAAUUAAUAUACUUGAAUAUUCUUAUGUAGCUUAUCACUAUUCCAAAUAGCAUUCGUUUAAUGAUUGUUCAACCUUAUUUCAAUUUUUAUUGUACACUGUUGGAAUCGUAUGCUAAGUCGCUAAAUCGUGAUAUUUUAUCAAGAAGUUUACGAAAAACAAAAUAGCCUACGUUUGUUAAUUGUCUGAAGUGCAUCAAUUAUUUUGCGAUAUUUUUUAGCGUAUGUAAAUAAUUUAAACACUUCUGAAAUGUGUGCAAUUUUUUUUCGCGCAUACAUUAAAUAAUUGUUCCGAGUAAUUACAAAAAAAGUUCAUGUUUAAAAAAUUAUCGCAACGCAUGUGCACACCGCGACUGUAUGCAAAGUUACUUUUCGUGGUCCAUUUAACAACAAAAAUAAAGCUGUGAAAAAUCAUACGUUAAAUAAUUGUUCUUUUAUACUUUUUCUUUUUAAAUUAAUAAUUUCGGGGCUUCCUACAAGAAGGAUGAGUAUGCAGAUUAUUUGCCACUGGACACGUUUUUCAAAUUUUAACAAAAAACAAUUUGCUUGCAUUUACUAAUCGUUAUAACUCAUCAAUUUUCAAUACAAAUUCAAAUUUGCUUGGUGAUGCCCUGCAUGCGAGCACUCUUAGAUAAUUGGUCAAAACCUGUAAUAAUCAUAACUUAAAAGAUAAAUACAUUAAAAAUCGUUGCAAAAAUAUGUCAUAAAUGACUAGUCUAUUAUUUGAAAGUAAAUAAACGAAAAAGUGUUUCACUGUGACCCACCCUUCCAUAUAUCAAUUUUGGAUUUAGUCCCUAUUAUGUUCUAUGUACAUACUCCGUAUGGGGAGGAUGAAUACCCAAAAUAAAUUACUAAAGGAAUGACAUUUAUUUGACAGAUCUUAAAUCUUAACUACUACUACUUUUAUUGGAAAAUUUAAUGAAUAUGUUAAUUUCAAAAUCGUAAAAUUUACCGCCUGUCAAAAAUAAUCGUAUGAAAAACAAUUCUAUAAAUUCAUGUUUAAUUUUAACAUAUCACAGUUAACUAAAAUGUUCAACUUAUUCCGCUAAAAUCUAUUCUAUAAACAGAAUUAUUUUAAAUUUUAAGUAUUAAAUGUUAGAAAUUAAGUGGUCUCUUAAUACUGCACUUCAAAAUUUAACAUAUAAGAAGUUAUUACUCUAAUGGUCUAAUUAAUCUUGUAAUUCAAGAAAUUAGUUAAAAAUGUGUGGUUAAAGUCUUUUGC